Molecule: messenger RNA, 2803 nt
Organism: Limulus polyphemus (Atlantic horseshoe crab)
Lineage: Eukaryota; Metazoa; Arthropoda; Merostomata; Xiphosura; Limulidae
Product: transcription initiation factor TFIID subunit 6-like
Exons: 13
Coding region: 114-2000 (628 amino acids)
Biological process (GO): transcription initiation at RNA polymerase II promoter; RNA polymerase II preinitiation complex assembly
Cellular component (GO): SAGA complex; SLIK (SAGA-like) complex; transcription factor TFIID complex
Molecular function (GO): protein heterodimerization activity; transcription coactivator activity; RNA polymerase II general transcription initiation factor activity
Source: RefSeq, a predicted model, not a curated record
GAGCAUUAGUGACAAAGGGAUGGGAUUGGGAUAGGAUAGGAUUGAAUAUGGCGGAAUAAUGGAGUUUGUGAGCAUUGGAACUUGGUUCGAAGUUUGAGUACCUGCUGGUUACAAUGUCAUCAAGGGAAGGAAGAAUUGGAAGUAAUUUGUCUCCAGAAUCCAUUAAAGUAACAGCAGAAUCUGUUGGAAUAUCUAAUCUUCCAGAUGAAUCGGCCAAAGAACUGGCAGAAGACAUCAGCUAUCGGUUGAAAAUUAUUAUUCAGGAUGCUCAAAAGUUUAUGGGCCAUGCUAGAAGAGCAAAGCUAACAACAGGAGACAUUAAUAUGGCAUUGAAAGUAAAAAAUGUUGAACCACUAUAUGGUUUUUCUGCUCCGGAAUUUAUACCAUUCCGAUUUGCAAGUGGAGGGGGAAGAGAAUUACAUUUUACUGAAGAAAAGGAAUUAGAACUGAAUGAUAUUAUCAGAGGACAAACACAGAAAUUACCAUUAGAUGUAACACUAAAAGCUCAUUGGCUAAGUAUAGAAGGUGUUCAACCAACAAUUCCUGAAAAUCCUCCUCCAGUGUCCAAAGAACAACAGAAAGCAGAAAGUAUAGAUCCAGCAGUAAAGGUGAACAAACCUGGAAGCAGUGGAUUGACCCCUGCUACAGGAAAACCUGCUGGAAGUGGAAAGAAAGAUAGAGCCAGACAUGUGGAAGUGGUCAGGGUUAAACAGUUAGCUACACAUGAACUCUCUGUGGAGCAACAGUUGUAUUACAAAGAAAUAACAGAGGCCUGUGUUGGUUCAGAUGAAGUUCGUAGAUUGGAAGCUUUGCAGAGCUUAAACUCUGAUCCAGGUCUUCAUCAAAUGUUGCCUAGUCUUUGUACUUUCAUUUCAGAAGGGGUGAAGGUGAAUGUUGUACAAAAUAACCUAGCAUUGCUAAUUUAUUUGAUGAGAAUGGUUUUUUCUCUGCUAGAGAAUCAGACUCUGUACCUGGAGAAAUAUCUUCAUGAACUCAUCCCUGCUGUUGCUACCUGUAUUGUCACCAAGCAACUAUGCAAUCGACCAGAAGUAGACAACCACUGGGCACUAAGAGAUUUUGCUGCCCGCCUGAUGGCUCAGAUUUGCAAGAGUUUCAACACAAGUACCAAUGGUAUUCAGACCAGGGUGACUCGCAUGUUCAGCCAGGCUCUUCAGAAUGACAAGAUGCCACUUGCCUCUCACUAUGGAGCUGUCUCUGGCCUUUGUGCUAUGGGUCCUGAGGUGACCCGAGUGUUUGUUGUGCCUCGGAUCAAGUUAAUUGGAGAAAAAAUUCGUCAUGCUCUAGAUGAAACACAAGUGAGAAUUAACGUGGAGAGAAUUGCUGGUGAACGAAUCAAGCAGCUUAUUUUAAGGGCUGUACCUCCACAACUAAAGACCUUCCGUUCUCCUCCUGAUGAUUUGGAAGAGUACAAGUCAGAGUUUGGUUAUCUUGGACCCAUGCUACAUGCAAAUGUUCUUGUUGCUAGACAUCAACCUACCACUUCAACAUCAACUUCAAGAUCUUCUACUACAGUAACACAGUCUGCACGAAUCAUACAAACGUCAUCUUCUCGGACACCAACUAUUUUCACCGUUCCUCGAGGAUCUUCUACACCAGGAGAACCUUCUCCUCCUCCACAAAAGUAUUUGAUUGUUACAUCUAACCCCCGACCUUCAACACCUUCUUCAACAAUGGCACCUGCCAGCCAGGGAUCAACUAGUAUGAGUAACACACCAACUUUAGUCAAACUUGUUUCAGCUGCAGCGUCAUCACACAGCCUGCCUGGAAAAGGUAUCACAUGUAAUGUACCCAUCACCAAAGUCAUGGUUAUGAGUGUUCCUCAGUCCUCUACUACAUCAUCAAUUAUUCUCAGUCAGCCUUCAGUUGUGUCUUCAGCCAUAGGUGUGACAAGUGCCUACUCCUCCUCCAGUCGACCUUCAACCCCAGACACACCAAUAUCCAACCCACCAACCACACCAUUUCUUAAAGAAUGUGAAUAGGGCAAACUAUUGCUCAUAUUCAUUUGAGAAGAUGUGUUUCAAAAUAAUUUUCUUGAACAAGUAGAAAAACACAUACAAAACCUGUUAACAUGAUCUCUCUCUCUCUCAUUGUGUAGCAGGAACGUUAAGUAUUCUGAACUAAUCAUCUCGUAUGAAAAAUGGAAGUACUAGCUGUACUGCUGUUUCACAUCCAGAAGUGAAAAUAGUUGAUUAAAUGAUAAUUUUUACAAAUGGGAUUUAACUUCAAAGACCUUAUCUCAGAUUGAAAGUUUCCCAAACAGAAUCUUCACAAAUUACAAGUGAUUUUUUUUUUACAAUUUCCUCUUGAUGUUUUAGAUGUUACAAAUGAUCAUCAAGCUAAAAUAUUUUAUUAUUAUUAUCUUACAAUGUAAAAAAAAAAAAGAUUUGUUUUCAAAUCACCAUUUAUUAUAUCACUAAAAAUUAAUUUGGUCUUCGCUGUAAAUGAUACCUCUCAAUUGGAUGUCAUGAAGUUGUGCAUUGUUUAGCUACUAACUCCACUUUAAAGUAUAGCAUUUGACUAAUUAUUGAUUCCCUUCAUACUGGUUUUGAAUUCUUGUGUAUAGUAUGCUUAUUUGUAUUUUCUGUAACUUCUCAAUUCUUAAUCUUUGGUUUCCACUUUGUGUUAUUUUUGAUUCCUAUAAUGUUUACUGUUUCAAGAUGUACAUAAUAUAAUUUUUUGGUGAUGAAUCUCCUUUGUAAGAUGGGUGGAUUUUUGUCAAAAUAACACAAGUGCUGUAAUACAUCACAUGAAACAUCUAAUAAAACACUUAGAUGUAACAUUA